CAUCUGCAGCGAACAGGAAAAUCUGUUCAGCAUUUUAUAGACCCAAUGCCAGGUCCCACUCAAGCACUGUCCCCAAAUGGAGAGAAUAAUAACGACAUCAUUCAGGACAAUGGAACCAACAUCAUUCCUUACAGAAAAAAUACAGUGCGAGGAGAGCGCGCCUACAGCUGGGGCAUGGCGGUCAACGUGUAUUCUACCUCAAUCACCCAGGAGACUAUGAGCAGACAUGACAUCACUGCCUGGGUGAAUGAUCUCCUCUGCCUAAACUACACAAAAGUGGAGCAGCUCUCAUCAGGCGCCGCUUACUGUCAGUUCAUGGAUAUGUUAUUCCCAGGCUGUAUUAGUCUUAAGAAGGUGAAGUUCCAGGCCAAGCUGGAACAUGAAUAUAUUCACAACUUUAAGCUUCUUCAAGCCUCCUUCAAGAGGAUGAAUGUGGACAAGAUUAUUCCAGUGGAGAAACUUGUCAAGGGACGAUUUCAAGACAACCUGGACUUCAUUCAGUGGUUCAAAAAGUUUUUCGAUGCCAACUAUGAUGGUAAGGAGUAUGACCCUGUGCAGGCGCGACAGGGUCAAGAUGCUCUUCCUCCCCCAGAUCCUGGAGAGCAGAUCUUCAACCUGCCAAAGAAGUCUCCUCAUGCAGCCAGCUCGCCCACAGCCGGAGCUACUAGAUCAGCAAGUUCAACUCCUAAAUCGUCAACAUCAACCUCUCGACCCUCUUCAGCAAAAAAGAUCCCUGUGACAUCAUCGACCCCCGCCAAGGGAGAGAAGGAGCUGGAGGCUCAAGUAGCACAGCUUAACGAACAGCUGAACACGUUAAAGCUGGCCCUGGAGGGGGUGGAAAAGGAGCGGGACUUCUAUUUUGGAAAGCUUAGGGAGGUGGAGGUGCUGUGCCAGGAGCAGGGCCAGGAUAACGGGCCCUUUGUGGAGAGACUUAUGGAAGUGCUGUAUUCCACAGAUGACCAGGAGGCUGCCGGAGAAGGGGAGCAUGAGGCGCUGGCACAGGAAGGGGACGUCCCUGAAGACACACAGGAUGAAUAUUGAACACUCUCUCUCUCUCUUUCUCUCUCUCUCUCUCUCUCUCUCACACACACACACACACACACACACACACACACACACACCCACCCCAUGCCACCAGUUGUGAGUAUUUCCCUUAGUUACAUUUUACCCUCCAUUAUUUUUUCUCACAUAUUAUUUUCUUUUUGAAGAGAAAUUGCCACUUAUUUGUCUGGGUGUGUGCUUGUGCGUGUGUCUGUAUGUGUGUGCACACACAUAUGUGUGUGCGUAUAUGUUGUGAAAGUUGACUGCAAAGCUGAAUCUUGUUGAAAAAACAAUGUGACCCACCGUGUUUUGUUUUUUUUUCCUCCCUGCGAUCUUGAGAUGAACUGAGUUUUCUUUAAUCUCCACAGUGCAGUUGCGUAGUGAUGUUACAGUUAUGAAGGAACGAUGGCUUUGUUGUUUUUCUGUGGAUUAUUGGCUUCUUUCUUGCCCAUACUGUGCUCAUUAACUUUAAGUUUGGCAUAUCAAGUCAAAUAGUCAGGACACAAUUCUGCAAUAAGUAAAGUCCUAUGUAAAAGAGCGUAAUGAACAUCUAAUUACUUCAAUAUUCUGCUUCUAUACUGGACACAGACUGUAUUUGAUGAAUAUUCAGUAAUGCUUUGAAGUGGACCAGAUCCUGGUUCUGCACAUGGCAAUGGCAUCUAUGAACUAAGUGGGGCUAAAUUGUCAAAAUAGUCCCAUUGCUCUCACUUAUCUGUUUACCACAUAUAGAAAUCUAUGACUUUUGGGUAGUUUGUUGUCUCCAUUUCAUAGCUGUAGUUGUCAGUUAUUGCUGUUAGACAGAAUGCCAAUUUCACCCAUGUAGUUAGGUUAUCCCACAUUAUUUUAUGUUUUGAAGCCUGCCACAUUCUGAAGAAAACCAUGUAUAUCGAAGAUAUUUUUAAUAUAAUUUUAAAGUACAGGUCUUAGCAGAACUAAUGGUCUUUCCACUGAACUAUUGGACAGAAUCCAGUAUUCCAGUGCAUUGUAUACUGUUUUAUGAUGUUGCAUUUAGUUCCAUUAUUGAACUCCACAGAUCAAGUCAUUUACUAUUGUGUAAAAUGAAAAGGAAUGUAAACAUAUGUACUGUUAAUAAUUAUAAAUAAGAAUUGUUCUCUUUUUCUCUUGGUAUCCCUCAUUAUGCAUUCCCCAAACUGUGCUGCAUGUUUUCAUUUUAUUUGUGAAUAAUUUGACCUGCUUUUUACAUAUUUAAUAAAAAUGUUACAUGUUUUUGUAUGUUUAACCUGCUAUUUUAAAUCUCUGGAGAGAUGAACUUACCGUAAUAAAAUCUGUCACUUCCAAAA
Electrophorus electricus (electric eel) is the source of this 2342-nucleotide messenger RNA. RefSeq names its product microtubule-associated protein, RP/EB family, member 2 (gene mapre2). The record is from RefSeq and is a predicted model, not a curated record. Gene Ontology annotation, molecular function: microtubule binding. NCBI's taxonomy places the organism in Eukaryota, Metazoa, Chordata, Actinopteri, Gymnotiformes, Gymnotidae.